Messenger RNA from Durio zibethinus, 4108 nucleotides. The record is from RefSeq and is a predicted model, not a curated record. NCBI's taxonomy places the organism in Eukaryota, Viridiplantae, Streptophyta, Magnoliopsida, Malvales, Malvaceae.
GGCUGCAUUGUUAUGUCUUUGUGGUAAGAUCUCUGAAUGGGGCCCAGUGUUGUUGCAGUUGAUUUCAUUCGUUUAAUGCUUUAGCUUAGUUUGUGUAGUUAAAGAUUGUUACUUGUUGAAAGCAGUAUCUUCAUCACUCAUUCCUGUUCGAACCAGAAUCAGCUCUUUUAAGGCUUGGCUUUGUUAUGAAGUGCUCUUUUAUCAGGUAUAUUACUGUGUUGUUGAUCACAUUUUCAGUUUUGCGUUGAACUUGUGAAUGUUGUUCUUUCCAUCUCCUCCAAAGGUGAAUGCUGCUUGUCCUGAGGAAAGGGCUUUUAGAGUUACUAUUGCGCUAGUAAAAUGGUUCUAACCUCGUUGAGUCUGUGGAUUUAAGAGCUUGAGGACUUCCUCUAGAACGUUGCAAUUACUUUGAUGCUUUAUGUACAAGGGAUUAUUACUGCAGAGAUUGAAGGAGUUUUUGGGUUCUAUUUUUGCGUUUUAACCAUAACUUUUCUGAACUUCAUUUUGUUGUAUUCCAAUCUCAGCAUUGAGAAGUGGAAACUCUCCGUUUAUUUAUCGUCUUUGAAAUUGUGGCUAACUUGGGUUUGAUAGGAUUAAUAUGAAGCUCUUUAAAUUUUUAGUGUUGUUCCUAUUUUUCCUUCCUGCCAUGGGGCAGCUUCCUUCACAGGACAUUCUGGCUUUGCUUGAAUUCAAGAAGGGUAUUAAGCAUGACCCUACAGGUUAUGUCAUUGAUUCAUGGAACGAGGAGUCCAUUGAUUUCAAUGGCUGCCCUUCUUCUUGGAAUGGGAUUGUCUGUAAUGGUGGAAAUGUUGCUGGUGUUUUCCUUGAUAACCUAAGUCUCUCUGCUGAUGCAGACUUGAGUGUUUUUUCGAACCUUACGAAGCUUGUGAAACUCUCCAUGUCAAACAACUCUAUUGCAGGUGUCAUUCCUGACAAUAUAGGUGACCUCAAAAGUCUUGAGUUUCUGGAUUUGUCAAGUAAUCUUUUCUCUUCAUCAUUACCACCUGGCAUUGGUAAAUUAGGGAGCUUAAGGAAUCUUUCACUGGCUAGCAAUAACUUCUCAGGUUCAAUUCCAGAUACAAUUUCAGGGCUUAUUUCAAUCCGAUCUUUGGACUUGAGUCACAAUUCCCUGUUUAGUUCACUGCCAACCUCGUUAACAAAAUUGGAUGAGCUGUUGUAUCUAAAUUUAUCUUCCAAUCAGUUUACCAAGAGAAUUCCAAAAGGUUUUGAGCUCAUUUCAGGUCUUCAGGUGCUUGACUUGCAUGGGAAUAUGCUAGAUGGAAGCUUAUAUGGGGAGUUUUUCCUUCUAUCAAAUGCCAGCCAUGUUGACUUUAGUAGGAAUAUGCUGCAGAGCUCUAAUUCACAGAAAUUGCUACCCGGCAUUUCUGAAAGUAUUAAGUAUUUAAAUCUUAGCCACAACCAACUUACUGGAUCAUUGGUUGGGGAAGAUGAGCUUCAGUUGUUUGGAAAUUUGAAGGUAUUGGAUCUAAGCUACAAUCAGCUGUCUGGAGAAUUGCCUGGAUUUAAUUUUGCAUAUGAUCUUCAGGUUCUUAAGCUCAGUAACAACAGAUUUUCGGGCUUCAUUCCUAAUGUCCUGCUGAAAGGAGAUUCUCUGCUUUUAAACGAGCUCGAUUUAAGUGGGAACAAUCUCUCAGGUAGCCUUUAAAUGACAUGCUUGAAUAUAUGGCCGGUAUCCAUGAUCAUGUCAACCAAUCUGCAGAUGCUCAAUCUUUCCUCAAAUGGGCUCACGGGGGAACUUCCUUUACUGACUGGAAGUUGUGCUGUACUUGAUCUAUCAAAUAACAAAUUAGAAGGAAAUUUAACCAGGAUGGUGAAAUGGGGUAAUAUUGAAUACCUUGAUCUCAGCCAGAAUCUUUUGAUAGGAUCGAUUCCUGAGGUAACCCCCCAAUUUUUGCGUUUAAAUCAUCUCAACCUCUCACAUAAUUCUCUUAGCAGCUCUCUACCAAAAGUGAUAAUGCAGUACCCUAAGCUUAGUGUCCUUGAUCUCAGUUUCAACCAAUUAGAUGGACCUCUUUUAAAUGACCUACUAAACUCGGCUACUUUGGAAGAACUUCAUCUUGGGAACAAUUUAAUUUCUGGUGCUAUUGAGUUCUCUCGUUCUAGUGAAUCCAACCUCCAUGUUCUUGAUCUCUCUCACAAUCAGCUCAAUGGCUAUUUUCCCAACCAAUUUGGAUCGUUGGCUGGACUUCAAGUGCUCAAUCUUGCAGGCAAUAACUUAUCUGGUUCCCUGCCAACUUCAUUGGCUGACAUGAACUCUCUAAGUUCAUUAGAUAUAUCCCAGAAUCAUUUUACUGGAUCUUUACCAAACAAGGUACCUAACAGUCUUCACAGCUUUAAUGUUUCCUACAAUGAUCUCUCUGGAGUUGUACCAGAAAAUCUAAGGAAGUUCCCUUCUUCCUCCUUCUACCCUGGAAAUUCUAAGUUGAAUUUUCCAAGUGGUCCUCCCGGAUCAAAUAAUGCCCCCGCUGAACAUUCCAGGAGGAAACCGAUCAACACAAUUGUCAAAUGGGUGAUUGUGGUGUCAUGUGUGGUUGUUCUUAUCUUACUCAUCCUGCUUGCUAUAUUCCUAAAUUACAUCCGUAUAUCAAGGAGAAGUCCUCCAGAGCAUGUUACAAGUAAAGGUGUUCGCAAGCGAGCACCAACAAACCCUUCUAGCAUUGUUGGGACUGAGAGUGGGGGUGCUUUGGUUGUUUCGGCGGAGGAUCUUGUGUCUUCACGGAAAGGAUCAUCAUCUGAAAUUAUCACUCCCGGUGAGAAAAUGGCAGCGGGGACUGGCUACUCUCCUUCGAAGACCAGCCAUUUAUCUUGGUCACCGGAGUCUGGAGAGUCAUUUACCGCUGAGCACCUUGCAAGAUUGGAUGUAAGAUCACCAGAUCGAUUGGUUGGUGAGCUGUAUUUUCUUGAUGAUACAAUCACAUUGACACCAGAGGAGCUGUCAAGGGCUCCAGCAGAAGUUUUGGGAAGGAGCAGCCAUGGGACUUCUUACAGGGCAACCUUGGAUAACGGAGCCUUCUUGACUGUUAAGUGGCUCAGAGAAGGGGUGGCAAAACAGAGAAAAGAAUUUGCCAAGGAGGCUAAAAAAUUUGCAAACGUUAGGCAUCCUAAUGUAGUGGGUUUGAGAGGGUACUACUGGGGCCCCACCCAGCAUGAGAAGCUGAUUCUUUCUGAUUAUAUUUCACCUGGAAGUCUCGCAAGCUUUCUUUAUGAUCGACCGGGAAGGAAAGGCCCACCCUUAUCCUGGGCACAGAGGCUGAAAAUAGCUGUUGAUGUUGCACGUGGCCUAAACUAUCUCCAUUUUGACCGUGCUGUUCCACAUGGUAACCUAAAAGCAACAAACAUACUAUUAGAUGGACCUGACCUUAAUGCACGUAUUGCUGAUUACUGCCUACACCGCCUCAUGACACAAGCUGGCACUAUGGAACAAAUUCUGGAUGCGGGGCUCCUGGGUUAUCGCGCACCAGAGUUGGCUGACACCAAGAAACCGCUGCUUUCCUUCAAGUCAGAUGUUUAUGCGUUCGGAAUGAUUCUGUUGGAACUUCUAACAGGCAGAUGUGCUGGUGAUGUAAUUCCUGGGGAAGAGGAAGGUAUUGAUUUGAAGGAAUGGGUGCGGUCGAGGGUAGCAGAUUGCUUUGAUCCUGCCUUGGCACGAGAGAUGAUGAAUUCAGCUGCUGAAAAGGGAAUGAGGGAGGUCCUUGGAAUAGCAUUAAGGUGUGUAGGAUCUGUUUCUGAGAGGCCAGGUAUCAAGACUAUAUAUGAAGAUCUUUCUUCUAUAUAAUCAAUCUUUAGAUUGAAAUAUUCAGGGAAUUCAAUCCCUCAUUGGCCUUCCGUUUUGACUCUUUUUCUUUUGGCAUAUCCAUCAUCUGAUUUCCAUUCAAAUUUUGUUGUAAAAAUGAAGCACAUUAUGGAAUGAAUUAGAAAAGUUUCAGCUAGUUUUGCUGGUUUUUGAAUGACAAAAUCCACCGUCUCCAAACCAGUUUCAAUGCUUGUUUUGUCCGACUUAAGGCAUGCAUUUUCAGCUCGGGUGGUUUGAGGUUUAGUCUUAUUGGGCUCGGUUAUCUUUUAUUUCAGAUGUUAAUCAAAGUUUAGC